Molecule: messenger RNA, 2106 nt
Organism: Didymodactylos carnosus
Lineage: Eukaryota; Metazoa; Rotifera; Eurotatoria; Philodinida; Philodinidae
Source: the annotation of a GenBank genome assembly
AUGUCAAAUUCAUUUACUGAUAUUCUAUCAAAAAGUAGUGAUUUAUUACUUCAGUUUGAUCCGCCUUCUGAUGCAUGGUUGUUUUUACUUGCAUUGCCACUUGUUGGUCAUACAAAUAAAAAUAAACGUCAAGAUGGAAAUUUUAAAAUUACUUUUGCAUCGUUCACAUUGAAAAACUGGUCUUUCAAUAAUAACAGUGUAAAGAACACUUUCACCUCGUUCAAAAGUCAAUAUUCAAUGGAAAUGGUACAAUCACUCGGUUACGUCUUUACCGAUAAAUACAUGAAUUCAUCUGAUGUUCAAGAAUCAUUUAAAACGAUCGAAAGACGUUCCACGCAUGAAUUUUACGAGUUUUGUUGUUUAAUUCAAACACAUUUGAAAGAAAACCAUUGUCUCUAUUUCAAAGACUUAGCCAUAAUGAAUAAUGGAAACAAAAAUGGGUCCAUCAGUACGUCGAUUCGUAUGACUUCUGGGGAUAAUCAACUUUUUCUUAUUCGUUGUGCUGUCCUCACUCCAAUGCGUCUGACAUUUAAGUCGUUGAAUCCAGAAAUUGGCAACCGAGCAGUGCGACUACGAGGUUCUGAUAAUUUCAUACGAGUCUAUAUUCGAGAUGAAAAUGAUGAAAUAUUCGAUACAUUAGAUGUCAAUAUUCGAUCGCGAUUCAAAUCGAAACUGUUCACGAACGGUAUUACGUGUAUGAAUAGAGUCUACUACUGUCUUGCCUCAUCAACAAGCCAAAUGAAAGAUUUUUCGUACUGGUUCAUAGCACUGAACGACGGAGAAACAACUGAUCAAGUACUAAUGCAAUAUGGUGAUUUUUCUGGAAUUAAAAAUUUGGCCACAUAUGUCGCUAGAACUGAAAACGGUUAUUGUUUUACUGAUGGAUGUGGUCUGAUAUCGUUGGGAUUGGCUCAAGAAGUUGCAGAAAAAAUUGGUUUACCAGUAAAACAACCCCGCGAUAUACCAUCAGUAUUUCAAAUACGAAUGGCGGGAUGUAAAGGAGUGUUGGUUAUUGAUCCCGAAUCAAGAGACACCGAUUACUAUAUCAAAAUUCGCGAUAGUAUGGUGAAAUUCCUGAGUAACGACUGGACAUUGGAUAUAUGCGAUUAUUCUAGGCCAGUGCCUUUAGCCUUAAACAAUCAAGUAAUACGUCUGUUCAGUGAUCUCGGAAAUGGAUUUGAUGUAUUUGAAUCACUACAUAUCGGUUUUUUUUUCUUGGAUUUGUGUAGCAAAGAAAAUCUGUUGCGAAAUAAAAUUCCUCUUCCAGUCAAUGAGGCACGUAAUCUUUUUGGUGUUGCUGAUCCCACUGGUCUAUUAAAACCUGGUCAGUGCUUUAUACAGUACACAGUGAUAUCAAAAGCAAAGAAAAAAACUUAUAAAGUUGUUAAAGGAACGGUAUUGGUGACAAAAAACCCAUGUUUAUAUCCGGGCGAUAUUCGAAAACUUGAGGCAGUUGAUGUGCUGAUAUUGAGACAUUGCAGUCGUGACUGUAUCGUCUUUCCCGUUACGGGCUCUCGUCCUCACAGUGAUGAAAUAAGUGGUUCUGAUCUCGACGGCGAUCAGUAUUGGGUCUAUUGGGGAAAUGAUUUAAAGAUCAAUCACCCCAUUGAACCAUUGUCUCAUUCGUCAGCAGAAAAACUAACCGUUCCAAAUAUCACAAAUGAGAUGGUGAUUGACUACUACUUAGACAUGUUUCAAUCGAAAUGGUACUCGCUUAUAGCCGAUGUGCACAUGGUUCUCAGUGAUAAAAUGGAACAAGGCACUCAAUCAAAAGAAUGUGUCGAAUUGGCAACGUUGUUUUAUCGAGCGAUUGAUUCGCCGAAAACAGGUGAAAUUAUCAAUAUGGAUAAGGUUUUUAGAUGGAGAGAUGAAUAUUGCACUAGUUAUCCAAAGUUUAUGAUGAAAUUUGAUCGACCUUAUUACCCGUCAACAUCGAUUCCUGAAAAAUUGUAUUUAAAUGCCAAGUCAAUUGAACUCGGAAGAAAAGAGAAUUAUGAACGAUACCAGACAACAGGUACGCAUCAGAACAGAGUAUCAACGUCGAAUAUGAAUAAUGUCGUAUUAGAACAUGUACAGCCCUCGUCUCUACUUCAACAUUUACUCUAA